Mangifera indica (mango) is the source of this 794-nucleotide messenger RNA. RefSeq lists its product as uncharacterized. The record is from RefSeq and is a predicted model, not a curated record. Gene Ontology annotation, biological process: mitochondrial translation. The transcript is spliced from 2 exons. The coding region runs from base 51 to 554 and encodes 167 amino acids. Gene Ontology annotation, cellular component: mitochondrial large ribosomal subunit; ribosome. Lineage: Eukaryota; Viridiplantae; Streptophyta; Magnoliopsida; Sapindales; Anacardiaceae. Gene Ontology annotation, molecular function: structural constituent of ribosome.
AAUAAACCCUUCUUUUUCACUUCGCACAAGCACAACACAGCGCAACAGCGAUGGCAGGUAGACUAGGAAGAAGGGUGGUUCACUUCGCGAAUCUUCCCAUCAAACUCUUAAUGCCCACCACCCCAAACCUAACAAGCAUCUCAGAAAUCGCGAUCAAAACCAUCCCAUCGGCUAACAAGAUCGAAAUCAAACGGGUCCUCGAGUCGCUCUACGGCUUUGAAGUCGAGAAGGUCCGCACACUCAACAUGGAGGGCAAGAAGAAGAAGCGGGGCGGCUUGUUGAUCGCGAAACCCGACUACAAGAAGGCUUAUAUUACUCUAAAGAAUCCCCUGUCAUUGUCGCGAGAUUUGUUUCCGGUUGGGGCUAUUUUAGAUGAAAAGGAGCGGAUGAGUAAAGAGAAGAAGUUGAGUUUUGUUGAGGAAGGGAAGCCACAGCAUUGGCUCGAGGGAGAGGCGAGAAGUGAAGAGAAGAAGAAGAAGAAGAAGAAAGGGAAGGGGUUGGUUGAUGACGUGGCGGCUGUGAAGUUUCCCUGGAGUAGCAUGAGGUCGAGGUGACUGGUUUUCAUCUUGUUCAGAAUUUUCACCUCCUGGUGCUGGAUCCUUCCCUUGCAUUGCUGUCCUCAUUUUCACUUGCUCUGAAAAUAGCACCUACAUCACAUAUGGUGACUCAGUCAGUGCUAAGCACAUCGUCUAUUUCUCUCUAAACAGUAUCCUUGGAUCACGUCCAACAAAGUGAUAAUUCAAAAAUUCUUGUUAAAUUUCUGUUAUAUCACUAGUAGUUCAUACAUUAUGACA